GGCUCUGGUUGUUGGUUUCCUCUGGAGAGAAAUGCCGGGUUGUUGGAUGCGAACGCCAUACCACCGUGCUACCAACCUAGUUGUUGUUCCCUUUCUGGUCUCUCUUUGUUGGUUCGGCAGCCUAUAGAUGAUGAUUUUAUCUCCUGUCAAGGUUAGCGCUUUCGUAGUUUGCUUGCACUCAAUUACGCUGACUCCCCGUGUCUAUAGCCGUACCUGAUAUCGUCGAAAUUUUGAGAUACCCAUACGUCGACCUUGCAUUUGAAGCCUUUCUUUUCUAUUUUGACUGUCGCUACCUCUUUCCGAUAAUCUACUGCUUACCUAGUGGUACACCGCUGCAUCCACUCAUUCUAUGAACCCAUCAUCUCCUUGUAUUUUUUCGAUCGUCUCUCCCGGAUACAGCGUCAUCGAGAUUCCUUCAGCAUGUCCCGCCCAAGUCUCAGUAUUGGAAGUGACUCCCUGCGAAGUUGUCUAGCGCCUCGUGAUCUAUCAUCGGACUCCGGGUCCGACAUUUGUUACGAUACAGCCCUGCCACCCAUCACGUCCAAACAGUUGAUUGUCAACUCUCGAUCGUACCGCGGCUCCGAUCCGUCCAUCGUGGUAGGAAGCUUUCGUGGGAACCAAAAAGCUGCGGCUGCCCUCGGUUUCGCCCCAGACAUGUCGAGCAUGAACCGGGGACCCAACGCCCAUCGCCGGACCGGAAGCACCUUGAAAACCGUCAUGAGAAGAAUAUUCACCCGCAAAGCACGGGGCCAGGCAGACGGCUGUGAGGAGGCUGUUCCGGACUUUCGACUCAACCAUCCUGGCGAAGCACGGCCAGAUAAGGAUACAACGAAUUACGCCGCGCUCUCGAAUUCAUUGAAAUCGAAAUACAGCAACCCGACCCGGGACGACCUGAAGGAUCCGAAAGCUUUUGAAGAUACAUUGCUCAAACUCGAAAUGAGGCCAACCCGAACCCGCCGAGCCACGUUGCCGAGCUUGAUCUUUUCGGACGACGACGAGUCUCGCGAUGCCCUCGAUGCCUUAAUACAUUCGGACCCCGCGGACAGUCGAAGUAAAAGCCCCCGCCUUGGUGAUCAUGAUGAGCGACGGCGCGAGCUUCUACGCAGCAAACGACGCUCACGGAGCGCAACCGCUCUGCGGGGUUUGGCCAAAAACCACCGGAUGUCUCCUAUUCAAUGGCGGCGACGUAGUAUCGAGUCUUACGUCACGUCAACCGCUUGUGGUGCAGCUUCCGACACGGAUUUGGUGUCCCUCCGACCCGCGACACGGGGCACUGCAGUCAGUGCCCCUCAGACGGCUGUUGAGCCGUCAGUGGAUGGAGUGGACCCCUUAGAAAACCCUGUGGACGAAGAGAGCAUACCGCCAAAUGUGGGCACAUUGGUCAGCGCCAUGCAGCACGAUGAGAGUAUCUCAUUGGAGCAGCGAUUGACUACCUUGGAGGUGAAACUGAUUGACCUCGAAUUUGCUAUCGCCCGCAUGCAGACCGAACGCAGUGAACCUUCUCCCACGACGUCAGGGAGGAAACAAUCACAGAAUUCGACUGAGCACAAGCGCAAAAAGUCUACGACUCAGUCCCCACCAUCCGGGGGUGAAGCUACGUCCAGCGUAGGAUCGGCGGGAGAUCGGCCGUUGAGCACCGCUACCAUCCGUCCCGGCACACAGCACCUUCAUCGUUCCAAAACCUUACAAAGCCCCUCUUUAAGCUCACUCAGUGACCAUAACGCCGGCAUCUCCGUAGAACAGUACAGCGCUUUGGUCAUGCUCCUGCGGCGAGAACAAAAUGCCCGCCGCAGCCUCGAACACGAGGUCUCCGGCCUCCGUUCGGAUAUCCAGCAGCUGCAACAGCUGGCCAGGAAUUCCAUGGGUCUCAAAACAAUGUACCCAAUCCCGAGCGCAGACUCGCAGGAGUUCAUGCGUCCAGACUCCAAUACGAUGGGGGAUCCACAGACUACCUCUGUCCGUACGGAAGUGAAACUCGGUUCACCGUACGAGAGUGAUUCGGAUUACGAUCGAUCCGACACGCCAAAGGAAGAUGUAUUUCGGCCGAGAUGGCCGCCAAACCGGGGAGUGGAAAUUGGCAAUAUGAUCUGACCGAGCCGCGGGCUCGUGACCAGCGCUUAACCUCGGUUUUUAUUAUAACCACUGCAUUAUGACAGGGUUUCUUACCGGCAUGGAAGCUGUCUUCCUUGCGAUUUAAUCC
Aspergillus caelatus is the source of this 2200-nucleotide messenger RNA. RefSeq lists its product as uncharacterized. Bases 421 to 2091 code for a protein of 556 amino acids. The record is from RefSeq and is a predicted model, not a curated record. NCBI's taxonomy places the organism in Eukaryota, Fungi, Ascomycota, Eurotiomycetes, Eurotiales, Aspergillaceae. The transcript has 2 exons.